Molecule: messenger RNA, 5259 nt
Organism: Polyodon spathula (Mississippi paddlefish)
Lineage: Eukaryota; Metazoa; Chordata; Actinopteri; Acipenseriformes; Polyodontidae
Product: prospero homeobox protein 1-like
Exons: 4
Coding region: 1582-3597 (671 amino acids)
Biological process (GO): regulation of transcription by RNA polymerase II
Cellular component (GO): nucleus
Molecular function (GO): RNA polymerase II cis-regulatory region sequence-specific DNA binding; DNA-binding transcription factor activity, RNA polymerase II-specific
Source: RefSeq, a predicted model, not a curated record
UUGUAAUGAUAUUGAAGACUGGACCUAUAUAUAGUUCAGGAUGAUUUAUAAAAAAAAGAGUCUUUCAUUGUUUUGUUUAAAGGAAGUAGGCCUAUAAUAAAUUAUUACCACAAUCUUAACUAUUAUUGAAAUAGUUCUUAGAAAUAUUUCCCCUUUUUAUUACUAUUUAACAAGAUAGCAGAAGUUAAAACCGUUUCUGAAGACAAUGAGGCUUAUGUCACACAGUACUGGUUUAUUCCUGUAUGCAUUAUCAUAUAAGACAUGCAUGCUGAAGCACACACAAUAGUUUGAGAAUGUGUAUUUAGAAACAAACAGAAAAAUACUGACCCAACGCCCAAUAGCCAUUGGCCAUGGCACACGCAAGACAACGUAUUGUUCAUCUCAUAUUCAAAAUCACUUUAUGGAAAUAUAACAAACGUAAUGGAAACUAUUAGUCAAGGGAACAUGCAUUGCUUUUUGAGUGAAAAUGACACUAAUUGAGGGCUUAAUUAAUAUGCAGAGGGUGGGAUGGGUCUACUUAGACUAAACAAAACAAGGGUUCCAGAUAAAACCGUAAGAACCUUGUUUAUCUAUUAAGCUAAAAUUAUGCUUAUUAGAACUGUAUGUUUUUGAGAAAAUAAUUAAAAUAGUAUAGUUUGUAUAAUAAUAAACCUGAUGUAUUAUGAAACAGGUUUACUGUACUUCCAAUGGUUCAGAAUAACUAGCAUUUCAAAGGACCAAUUAUUUUCUAGAUUUUCUAUAUUAAACAGAAUUUAAACAUGGAGCAUGUUGAAAGCUACCUUUGAUUAUGUUGGUUUCAAAUUAUUAAUUGAAUGUAGUUUGGGCAACUUGAAUCACCCAAAGUACAAUUUGUCUUAAAGCUUUUAUUUUUUGUAAGUAUUGACUUUUCAGCUGUUUUAACCUCUACAACAAUGUAGAGAUAAAAAGGUGUUCUUAAAUAGUAUACACUGAUCUCCUGUGUGGUCUCAGUAAGAAGAAUCAGUCUUUCUCUCAUGUCCUAAUUAAAAGAAGGAAUUUUAUAGUGUUUAUAAACUUUUUUACACCAUGCAUAUGAAAUCUCUUUUAAGUGAUGAGAUAAAAGGAAAACAAACUAUAGUUUUCUCCAGUUCAGAUGGUGGAUCUUUCCUUUUUUUUGGUAAUAAUGUAGGUAGGCUUCCUAUAGAGAAAUAGCAUUAUGAUAUAUUGGCAAUAUACUGUAUAUGAUAUAUCAAGGGGAGAUAAGAAAUGAAUGCAAUGCACAUAGUCUGCCAUCUCCACAUUUUUUUUUUUUUUUUUUUUUUUUUUAAUUAAACAUGACAUUGGUACUGUAAACAUAGUUGUUGCUAUUAGAAUUUUCUUUUAGUAGAGAAAUUCCAUUCUUGCUAAUAACAAAAACAGGAAAUUGUAUUUUAUUCAUAAGUUUUGUAGCUUUCUUUAAAAUCAGACUUAUUUUCAGAUUUUUUUGUUUUUAUUUAUUUAUGUUUACAAUUGUCUUUCAGAUAUCUUCUACAUCCUACUUGAUGGCAUCUUUGAUAUAUUCAUCUUUGAUAUAGUCAUCUUGAAAGUGGUUUUUAUAAUUAGUUUAAACAUCAUAAAAUCAACAUGAACCUCUCAGAGCAGAACACGCAUAGCUCCACAGAGAGCUACCCAGUAGAGAACAAAAAUGAACUGUCUCACUCUUACUUCAAAAGAAAUCGCUAUGACGAUUCUUUGAGGCUAUACUCAAAUAGCUCCAUCAUUUCUCAGCUAUUGCGGAAGACAAUACAGAACAAGAGGGUAGCAGAAGAGAGCCUUUUCUACCUGCCGCCCAGUGCUGUCCCCGGUUCCACCACUGCAGACUUCAGUCAGGAGGACAGAAGCAGCAGCUCCUCAAAGGAAAGCACCCUGGAGCCGUCGUCCCCCGCUAGUCAACCAUCCACAACCACCAGCUUGGAAGCCGACAGGCCUUUUAAUGAGCACCGCCAAGCCAAACGAGCCAGGGUGGAAAAUAUCAUCAGAGGAAUGGCGGUUUUUCCUAAUGCGCAAGUUCCUACUGACAGGGACAGAAACAAUCCCUCAGGAGAUGCGAGGGAAAGCUUCAGGGAGAACAAAAGGAAGCAGAGACUUCCUCAGCACCAGAACCACAGCCUGGGUGAAGCCCUGCCAGCCACCAGAACCAGCAGUAAAGACGACGAGUGCCAUCAGCUUAAAGAACAGCUUCAGUCUAUGCAGAGGCUGCUGAGGCAACUGCAGGAGAAGUUCUUCCAUGUUUAUAAUGUCAGUGACUCUGAGCAUGAUGACCAGGAUGAGACUGAAGAGGCUAGCUUCUCCUUCCAUACCAAUAGUAUGAACACUGAGUUUAUGACGACUUCUGACUAUGACUUAAGUGCUGGUUUUGAUGGUGGCUUUGAAAAGAUGGAAAAAGUAAAAGAGGCGCAAAGAGAUAUUCUGCCCUUUGGCCACAUUGCCCCAUCGAUGCUAGCUGAUGGAAAGAGUUUGUCAGACACAUUAAAACACGAGUUAUCCAGGGUGGUAAAGGAGAGUGUGGACUCUGUUUUAAAGAAGUUCACCUCUGUAUUGUCCAGCCAGGCAUCUCAACUGCAAAAUCACCAGGAAUCCAUAUCUGAUAACAUGGCUUCUGAAAGCAAGAAUCUACCACCCUAUGCUCCGGAACUGGCUCAUUUUCAGGACAGUGUAAAGCCCAGACAGUUCGAGUAUUAUCAGAAUGCUGAGGCACCAGCUGAUGAAGACCAGACAGAGGCACUGUCACUGGUCGUGCGGAAGUCCUCUCUCAAUCACCCUAGUUCUGUGAGCCAAGGGCUUAAGAGACCCUACCACUUGCCUCAAACACCUUUUCAAUUUAACUACCACCAGGCAGUGCAGGAAAACCAAAUACUUGAACAUCUCCUGAAAUAUGGCCCUCAUGGUAAUUUUGGUAGUCGCCCAUGCAUUCCCCCAUCCGUGGACAGGUCUUCACCAGAGUUAGUAGACAUACCUUGGGAAGCCAUAAAGGUCAGAUCAAAGGUCAUCUCCAGUCACGUGGCUCAACAGUCACACCAAGCGCCUCUCAGCCAGGUUCCAGUGGACAGCCACUGUCUUCCCCACGUAAAAAUGGAAUGUGGGGAUCUUCAGAACACGGCAGAACGGAAUCCUUAUAUGUCAUUAAAUAUCCAGGAGGGUCUAACACCCAAUCACUUGAAGAAAGCUAAAUUAAUGUUCUUUUACACACGGUAUCCCAGCUCCAACGUGCUGAAAACAUUCUUCCCCGACGUCAAGUUUAACCGCUGCAUCACCUCCCAGCUCAUCAAAUGGUUCAGCAACUUCCGUGAGUUUUACUACAUCCAGAUGGAAAAGUUUGCCCGCCAGGCGGUUGUGGAUGGAGUGAACAAUGCGAAAGACCUCACGGUUUCCAGAGAUUCUGAAUUGUUCCGAGCCCUCAACAUGCACUACAACAAGGCCAACGACUUUCAGGUUCCAGACAGGUUUAUUGAAGUUGCUGAAAUAACAUUACAAGAAUUUUUCAAUGCCAUCUCCAUGGCAAAGGACACCGAUCCUUCAUGGAAGAAAGCAAUCUAUAAAGUAAUCUGCAAACUAGACAGCGAGGCCCCCGCACAGUUGAAAUCUUCCAACUGUCUUUAAGAAGACCUCUCACGACCACUUAUACUUUAACACAGAUGGACGCUACUAAGAACAGCACCAUCUGGAACAUGAUCCAUAGAUUAAUGGAAAAUGUAUGGCACCUAUUAAAAUUGAUUUACAAUUUCUCUUUUUUUCUCUCUCUCUAAUGAAGUGCUGUAUUGCUCCUUAUGGCAAAACAUCUGAGAAAACCACAAUGCAUCAAAAGGAUAAUGUAUUUUUUUUUUAAAUUAUUUUAGUUUUGGGAAAAGCGAAGUUUUACCAUAAAAAUGUUAUUUAAAAAAAAGAAACACGAUCAGUCCAGAAUUCCAGAAGACCAUUUGUGUUACAGCUCUUCAAUGGAUAAGGGGUUUGUUUUUUGUUGUUUCUUUUAAAACUGCAACAGUGGGCUCUUCUAUCGAGUGUCUUAUUAAUGUUUCAAGCAUAUUCAACAUUUUAAAGUAAUAAUGGAGAUGAUAAAGUGUCUCUUGAACAUGGGUGCUUGAGACAAGAAAGGAGGCAGAAAGAUACUGCCAUAAAAAAUAAACUGCAAAUAGUCUCCAAAAAUCGGUUAGUGGAUGAGAAAUUACUGCAUAUGUAUAUUCUAUAUUAAAAAAACAAACAUUUACUGAUGUCAUCUUAAAAAAUAAAAUAUGUUAUUCGUUGCACAUGCAUGCAACAUGUUAAUUCCACAGGGAUCCUAUGUACAGCUUAAUCACGUCUUUGUAAAGCUAGUUAACCUAGUCUCGCUCCAGAAUUCAAGAAAUGAAGCAAAAUGCAUCCAUUAGUGUCCUGAUAUUUCCUGAUUAUGUAGUCUUAUUUAUGUAAAAUGUAUAAACAUGAAAUUAUUAUUUUUGUUUGCAUACUGGUAAUGUGAAUAACUGUCCUUUCUGGUGUGUGUUUUUAUGUAAGGUAGAAAAUAAACAGUACAAUGUUCAAAUAAAUUAUUUCUCUUUUGCUCACCUUGUUCAGUUGUUUACUAGAUGUGACUAGGCAAGCAGGAAAGUGUAUAUAUUAAAUUCAUUUUAUAAUACAAAUACAUUGCAAACAGCUGGAUGAAAAAAACCUUAACUUCAGACAUAUCAUUAGCUUGUUAGCACCGAGUGUUUUCUAGAUAACAUUUUUAUUCCUUUCAUUAAUGUGAGAAGCAAGUAAAACAAAUUGAUUAUACACAAGGAUGUAAAGCUGUUUUUUAAGAAGUGACUGCAGAAAUGUCAAAGAUAUUUUGUCAAAGAUAUUUCUUACAUUAAUUUGCCUUAUCAAUUCCAAUUAGAGUGUCUCCACUUCACUGGAGUAGUAGAAAUCACGGGGGGCGGGGGGAAUCUGAAUAUUAUUAUUAUAAUCUAUAAUAUUAUAAUAGUAUUAAUACUCAUUAAGCCAUUUGUGUAUCAAUCACAGCUGGGAAACGUGUUCAUAGUAAAAUUUAUUUCAUUUACUUUUAUGAAAAAGCUAAAUGGGCUUUUAAAAUUGGUCCAGCCUUUAUUUUUCAUUAACAAGCAGAACGUACAAACGAAAUCGCAACAUGUUAAGCCACAAAUGUGUCUUAAAGCUAUUAUGAAAAAAGUAUUUUAGCCGGACACACUAUUACAAUCGCUCGGUGUAACUACAUGGAGGAGUCGCUUCUGCUUUUAAAUUAAAGUAAGACUUAAGAUUUAAAAGCCCAUUUUGUUGUUUCACAGAAAAAAA